Molecule: messenger RNA, 2554 nt
Organism: Esox lucius (northern pike)
Lineage: Eukaryota; Metazoa; Chordata; Actinopteri; Esociformes; Esocidae
Gene: st6galnac2
Product: ST6 (alpha-N-acetyl-neuraminyl-2,3-beta-galactosyl-1,3)-N-acetylgalactosaminide alpha-2,6-sialyltransferase 2
Exons: 10
Coding region: 1-1041 (346 amino acids)
Molecular function (GO): sialyltransferase activity
Source: RefSeq, a predicted model, not a curated record
AUGACACAGACAAAUCAAAGUCUAGGCACAGAGUUUGAUGGCGUUUGGACUGGUGAUGAGGAGCUAUGGGACAACAACAUAUCAACUGAUUAUGAGCCGAGGGCCUUGUGCCCUUUGAAAGGAACAGUGAAGAACGAUGACUUUCUCAGGCAACACUUUAACUUCAACAUUUCCGUGCUGCAGUCGGCUGGGAGCUUCAGCCAAUCGGAGUGGGAGCGAUUGACAAAGUAUAUGCCCCCAUAUGGCUGGAAGGGCAUACCUGAGGAUGUGGUUAGAUCCACUCUGGCCCUGCUCAACGAUUCAUCCAGUAGCCGCCUGUUUGAGCGCCGGUGGCCUGGUCAGUGUGUUCGCUGUGCCGUGGUGGGAAACGGUGGUAUCCUGCGAGGCUCCAAACAAGGCAGGGCCAUUGACAACCACGACUUUGUCUUCAGGGUAAAUGGGGCGAUAACUAGGCACUUUGAGGAGGACGUGGGCACAAAGACGUCUUUCUAUGGGUUCACCACAAACACUAUGAAGCAUUCCCUGUUAUUAUACAGAAAAGAGGGUUUCACCAAUGUCCCUCAGGGGCAGAGUGUCCGAUACAUCUUCAUUCCGUCCGACCAACGUGACUAUGUGAUGCUGUCAGCUGCUAUCCUGGGACUCAAGGUCACCUCUGGCCAUGACAGGGGGGAUUGGCCAUCUCAAUACUUUGGGCUCAGGACACCUAUUCAGCACUUCAAAAUUCUUCAUCCAGAUUUCAUUACAUAUGUGACACAAAGGUUUUUGAAAUCCCACCUGCUGAAGUCAAAUUACAGUCACCUCUACAUGCCCAGCACUGGCGCCCUGAUGCUUCUGACCGCACUGCACAUGUGUGACCAGGUGUCUGCCUAUGGUUUUAUCACAAGAAACUUUGCAGACUUCUCGGACCACUACUAUGAUGCGGUGAAGCGGCCCCUGCGUUUCUAUGUCAACCAUGACUUGCAUAUGGAGAGCUGGUUGUGGGAGGUGCUGCAUGCACGCAAAGUGAUGACACUGUACAAGAGGACGAUGAAGAAACGAUGAAGAAACGAUGAAGACCGGGAAACUUUGGAACAAGCAGAACCCCCCCCCCCCACCCCCUGUGUUGCUAGGAGAGUUGGUCCUCCAGCCAUUUUUUUGUUUUGUUUUGGAAUAUCCUGUGUGGGCUGUCGAAAAAAUAAUGGUAUGCUGACCUGAAUGUAAAGUUGGAGUACAUUUCUCCACAAUAUGAAUAUCCUGGGUUAGAGAUUCUGCCUACCUCACAAAUUAAAAGGAACACUUAAAUAUUAUAAUGAAUAAUUAAUGCUUGAGGAUGUGUUUUUAAAAUAAAUGAUAGUUGUACAGUUUAUAAUUAAACAAGCCUGAGGGGUACACUGGCUACUUUUGAGUCAAGGAUGCUGAUUGGCUGAAUGAUGUGGAAUAUCUGACAUUUUGAACCAGAUGGUUUGGGCUGAGCAGCAGGGCAACAAACAUCUUCUGAAAAUGGGCUGGGACUUGGCUGUUUUGGAUUCAACAGGGAACUGGCUCCACCGCUUCGACUAGGACCAAGAAAAGCCUUUGAGCUGUCCUGUGUAGAAGACAAGAGACCUAAAGUGGUAGAACGAAGAGUUUGGGUAGGGAAGCACAGUUUGAGCAUAACCUGGAGGUAUGAAGGGGCAGUUGUCAUUGCUGCACAGUAGGACAAACAGUCAGUGGACAUUUUAUUAGCUGACACAUCAGGUACCAGGUCACACCUGUUUAUCUUCAGAACAGCUUGAAUUCUCCAAGGUGGCAGAAAUAUUCCACAGAGAUGUUGGUUCAUGCCUGCUAUGCUGACGUGAUGGCAUCACACAACUGCUGCAGAUUGGACUGCAGGACUUUGGUGUUGGAAUAAGCCUUCUCCAUCUUAUCCCAAACAUUCUCUUUUAGGUUGAGGUCUGGAGACUGAGCAUGGCACAAAAGUAAACCCGGAUUAGUACAGGUCAUUCAGCAAUGGGUUUCCACUCAACCAUCCAGUGUGCCCACAGGAGCUGUUUCUUUUAGUUUUUAGCUGAUCAUAGUGGAAACCGGUGAGAUGCUGUUCUCCUGAGAUGCAAAUCUGCCCUCCACUGUACUGUUUUAACCUGUUUGUGGCCUGCCUGUUUUUGACCUGCCUGUUUUGUGACCUGCCUGUUAGCUUGCAUGAUUCUUUCCCUUCUCUUGAGCUCUCUCAUUAGCUAUUUUUGCCCAGAGAACUGCGUCUGGCUUGAUGUUUUUUGUUUGUCACACCUACGUCUGAACCAUAGAAACUUGUGUGCACAAAAAGCCAAGGACGACGGACACUUCUGAGAUACUGGAACCGACACUCCUGGUACUAAUUAUCAUACCACACCCUAGUUCAAUUAGUUUAAUUAUUUUUGGCCAUUCAAAUUUUAUUUGAACAGUAACUGAAUGUCUUAAUGGCUAUUUGCCUGCUAUAUCAAUCCUCAGCCAUGUCACUUGUAACUACAUGUAGGAGCAAUCUAUUUCAUGAAAGGCGUGGUGUACAUAAUAAACCAACCACUGAGUGUAACUACAACAAUAAACAAUUAUUUAUUUA